AAGACCACGAAGAAGACCACGAAGAAGACCACGAAGAAGACCACGAAGAAGACCACGAAGAAAACCACGAAGAAGACCACGAAGAAGACUACGAAAAAGACUACGAAAAAGACUACGAAAAAGACGAAGACACGGUCAAAACAAUGCCACCAUGUGAAUUGAUAAUUGCAAGUCUGGAAUUUGAGAGACACUACGAAGAAGACUACGAAGAAGACUACGAAAAAGACUACGAAAAAGACCACGAAGAAGACCACGAAGAAGACCACGAAGAAGACUACGAAAAAGACGAAGACACGGUCAAGACAAUUCCACCAUGUGAAUUGAUAAUUGCAAGUCUGGAAUUUGAGAGACGUUUGAAUUUCAAGUUAUAG
Messenger RNA from Entrophospora candida, 371 nucleotides. NCBI's taxonomy places the organism in Eukaryota, Fungi, Glomeromycota, Glomeromycetes, Entrophosporales, Entrophosporaceae. The record is from the annotation of a GenBank genome assembly.